Messenger RNA from Dipodomys ordii (Ord's kangaroo rat), 1126 nucleotides. It is a transcript of the gene Myadm, whose product is annotated as myeloid-associated differentiation marker. NCBI's taxonomy places the organism in Eukaryota, Metazoa, Chordata, Mammalia, Rodentia, Heteromyidae. The record is from RefSeq and is a predicted model, not a curated record. The transcript is spliced from 3 exons. Gene Ontology annotation, cellular component: cell-cell junction; plasma membrane. Bases 136 to 1026 code for a protein of 296 amino acids.
ACAGACCCUUCUGGUCUGCAGCUGUCGCCCUUGGUCCAGACGCCUCCGCUGCUGGCUGAAGAGGGGCUUGGGCCAGGUGUGCCCAGUGUGUGACCGCAUCCUCCUCCAGUCGGAUCGUCCUCCUUCCUCGGGGCUAUGGCGGUGACAAUGUCAACUCAGACACUGACCCAGCCUCUGGGCCUCCUUCGCCUGCUCCAGCUGCUGUCCACCUGCGUGGCGUUCUCAUGCGUGGCCCAUGUGGGUGCCUGGAUGGGGCCCAUGGGCAACUGGUCCAUGUUCACCUGGUGCUUCUGCUUCGUCGUGACGUUCAUCAUCCUCUGCGUGGAGGUGUGCGGCUGCCAGGCCCGGUUCCCACUGUCGUGGCAGAAUUUCCCCAUCACCUACGCCUUAUACGCUGCCCUCUUCUGCCUCUCGUCCUCCAUCAUCUACCCCACCACCUACGUGCAGUUCAUGUCCGAGGGCAGCACCCGCAACCACGCCAUCGUCGCCUGCACCUUCUCCUGCAUCGCCUUCCUGGCUUAUGCCACUGAAGUGUCCUGGACCCGAGGGAAGUCCACAGGCUACAUGGCCACUAUACCCGGGCUCCUCAAGGUGCUGGAGACGUUCGUAGCCUGUAUCAUCUUCGCUUUCCUCAGCAACGCUGGCCUGUACCAGCGUCACGAGGCCCUGGAGUGGUGUGUGGCGGUGUAUGCCAUCUGCUUCAUCCUGGCAGCUGUCACCAUCCUGCUGAACCUGGGGGACUGCACCAACGUGCUGCCCAUCGCCUUCCCCACCUUCCUGACAUUCGUGGCCGUCCUGUCCUUCCUCAUGUAUGCCACCGCUAUGAUCAUCUGGCCCCUCUACCAGUUUAAUGAGAAUUACGGCGGCCAGAGCCGGCGGCUGAAGGACUCGUACUGUGCCUACCGCCACCCGCACUCCGUGUGUAGCUGGGAUCGCCGGCUGGCUGUGGCUCUCUUAACAGGAGUCAACCUGCUUGCGUACCUAGCCGACCUGGUGCACUCCACCCGUGUGCUGGUCAUCAAGUGAGCGGCAGUCAGAGGGCGUCUCACGGCUCUGCCCCUCUCUGUUCUUUGCUCCCCUCUGUUUUUUGGUUUGGUUUUGUUGGUUCUGAUCGCUGAGUCUUUAU